CAUUUCUGCAGACUGGAGAUUGGACUUGUCUCCAGAUACUUACUGUGCGCAGUUCUGGAAUGCAGGCUGCCUCUGGAUUGGGGCCGGGGGGACUCCCGUCCACAGGAGUCCGCUUGGGUCCUGGUCUCCUGCCCUGUCCCCUGCUGUGUGACCAUGGGGUUUUUGGGCCAACGCGCGCCGGCUCCCUGCAUUCUGCUCAGGGAUGGUAGCUGUGCUGUUCAGUCUGCCCUGGAGGAGCCCUCCUGCUGCCAUUUCUCUCCGAAAGUAGCGGGCCCGGACCGAAGGGGGGCUCUCGGAGGUGCUGUGAGCUCCGUUGUGCAGACACAGAGACCGCCUGAGACCCCGUGCCCUGCCUUGUGGUUUCCUCUAGGGCUUGGGACCCUGGCGAAGGACCGUGUCGGUCCCGGCGUCUUCUCCUGCUGAGCCAUGGCAACCCCGGAUGUGAGCGUCCACAUGGAGGAGGUGGUGGUGGUGACGACGCCGGACACGGCGGUGGAUGGCAGCGGCGUGGAGGAGGUGAAGACUGUGCUGGUGACGACCAACCUGGCUCCUCACGGGGGCGACCUGGCGGAAGACAGUAUGGAGACGGAAAAUGCAGCGGCGGCUGCCGCGGCCGCGUUCACAGCAUCCUCGCAGCUCAAGGAGGCCGUGUUAGAAGUGAAGGUGGCUGAAGAGGAGGAGGGCCUGGAGGCUGAAAUCGUGUACCCCAUUACCUGCGGGGACAGCAGGGCCAACCUGAUCUGGAGGAAGUUUGUGUGUCCGGGCAUCAAUGUGAAGUGUGUUCAGUAUGACGAGCAUGUGAUCAGCCCAAAGGAGUUUGUGCACCUGGCUGGCAAGUCCACACUGAAGGACUGGAAGAGGGCCAUCCGGAUGAACGGCAUCAUGCUCAGGAAGAUCAUGGACUCCGGGGAGCUGGACUUCUAUCAGCACGACAAGGUCUGCUCCAACACCUGCCGCAGCACCAAGAUCGACCUCUCGGGCGCCCGCGUGUCACUGAGCAGCCCCACCUCCGCCGAGUACAUUCCACUCACACCGGCCACGGCCGAUGUGAACGGGUCUCCCGCUACCAUCACCAUAGAGACCUGUGAGGACCCCGGUGACUGGACCACGGCCAUCGCAGAUGACACAUUUUCCUUCUGGCGAGGGCUCAAGGAUGCUGGUCUGCUGGACGAGGUCAUCCAUGAGUUCCACCAGGAGCUGAUGGAGACCAUGAAGGGCCUGCAGCAGCGGGUCCAGGACCCUCCCCUGCAGCUCCGAGAUGCCGUCCUCCUCAACAACAUCGUGCAGAACUUCGGCAUGCUGGACCUGGUGAAGAAGGUGCUGGCCAGCCACAAGUGCCAGAUGGACCGCUCCCGGGAGCAGUACGCCCGGGACCUGGCAGCCCUGGAACAGCAGUGUGAUGAGCACCGACGUCGAGCCAAGGAACUCAAGCACAAAUCUCAGCACCUCAGCAACGUGCUUAUGACACUCACGCCCGUCUCCCUGCCGCCCCCUGCGAAGCGGCCACGGCUCGCGAGGGCCACGUCCGGGCCGGCCGCCAUCGCCUCGCAGGUGCUCACCCAGUCUGCCCAGAUCGCCCUCAGCCCCGGCGUGCCAGUCUCCCAGCUGACCGGCGUGCCGCUCGGCAAAGUAGUGUCCGCCCUGCCCUCUCCUGCGCUGGGCAAGGGGCCCACGCAGGCUGCUCCCGCUGGCUCGCCAGCCUCGCCGCUGCUCGGGGGCUACACGGUGCUGGCCUCGUCGGGUGCCACCUUCCCCAGCACGGUGGAGAUCCACCCGGACGCGUCCAGCCUCACGGUCCUGAGCACGGCCGCCAUGCAGGACGGCAGCACUGUGGUCAAGGUGGUGAGCCCCCUACAGCUGCUCACCCUGCCCGGCCUGGGCCCCACCCUGCAGAACGUGGCUCAGGUGUCGCCCGGGGGCAGCACCAUCGUGACAGUGCCCACAGGGGCCGUUGAGAGCGCCGUGGCCGCCUCGGGCCCCGAGGAGCACACUGCCACCAUCGAGGUGGCCGCCAUGGCGGAAGGCCGUGAGCACAAGUAGACGUGGGUGGAGGACGAGGCCCGCCGUGGGCACAGGGCCGGCCGCCUCUCCUCAGGCCGCGGCCGGGCGGGAGCACAGUGCCAGCGCCCUGCGGGCCACGUUGGGCUGAACCAAAGAGAGGAAACACCAAAACAGACGGCAAGAAAAAGGGAUCGAACACAACAGACCUGUGCGGUCAGCCCUCCACUCGGAGCCUCCUCCCCCUUCUUUCUUGGGAAAUACAUUUUUCCAUCUGUUGCUUGUUGAUACUGUUUACACGUCAGGCCUGAUGAGGAGCCGGACAGAGAGGAUGAGGAGGCAGAGCCGGGGAGUGGGGUGCGGACUCUGUGGGUGCGAGGGGCCCCUGGGUGGGCCGGAGCCGGCUGGGGGAGGGGGUGUCGCUAACACAUGUCUUGGGAACCGUCCCCAAGUGUGGAAACCCAUGGAUCCUAUGGAUUUGGUUUCUUCCCACAGUUUUCUGUAGGUUUAGUGUGGCCUGGCACCCUGUUCCCCUGUCUCCGGGACAGCGUGGGUGCUGCUGCGGGUCUGCGCGUGGCCCCGGUCUUGGGGUGGGGGGGCUGGGACUGGAGUGUGGACCCAGGGCCCUGACAGCUUGAGUUUGCCAUCUGCCUUGGGGCGAGAACGGGGCAGUACCCCCACCUCCCUCUGCCCGGCAGGUGCUCAGCACCAGGGGCCGUUGCACACGCACUGUGGGUGUUUUUAAGUGAAUUGUUUAGUAGGCUUCUUGCAAGAGUCAAAUUUAUAGCAUUUUCAAACUAAACAAUGCUGAGUGCCUAGGCUUCCCGAGUUCGCUCUGGGUUCCAGAGUGUUUUGUACAGGACCAUAGGGAUGGCCCGCGGGCGACUGUGCUGGUGGUUCCUGCUGUGAGCUGUCAGCACCAGCAGGCCCCCCCCCCCACCCCAGGGGAGUGUGACGGUGGCUGUGCCCCUGGGGCUUUGGUCCCCGGGGGGGGCGGGUGGUGGUAGGGUGCAAACAGAAUAAGUCAGGUGCGGAGGAAGACUUUUGGGGGCUUAGUAUCGACUCCUGUGCUCAGUCCGCUGGUGGGGCCACCGUGACAGCUUGGCCCCUGGGCUCCCUGGGACUCCCCUGGCCCCCUGCUGGCUGACACUGGUGCCUGAGGGCACUUGGGAGGCCCAGACUGCCCAUGGGCACGGCCACGGCCGCCAUGGGCUGUCACCAGGUCUGUUUGAGACCCAGGAGGAGGACCAGGUAGGGGUCCCCUGGAGGCCUGGCGCCCUCUCCAUCAGCACCCCACGGCAGGCCCGAGCCUUCAAGUGGCAGGUUCCCGUGCCCCCCCGCCCCCCAACCCUCCAGAUCUUUUGCCUGCUGAAGACUCUUUCUUCUCUAGGGGAAGGCAGGGGGGAACUCCAGAGACAAGCCACUGCCCCACUUUGUGCUUUGAAGGGAACUGGGUUGUUUGUCCGUCCUUCCAUCUGUCAGGUGCCCCAGAACUACCUGAGCGGGUCUUGGCCCCCGAGUCAAGCCACUGGGGUGGUCUUUUUCCGUUUUCUUUCUGUUGCGAACUAGUUUGUUGUUGUCAUGGGUCAGCUGGUGUCUAUACUCCUCUCCACUGAGUCCUGACGCCUUCGGCAGUGUGACCCCGCGGGCGUGGGCACGGCCCAGCUAGUCCUGCCCGUCUGCACCAGCUCAGACCAUACAGGAAACUAUGUGGCUGAUAAGACCACGGUUUGCUCUUGGAGCCUUUGUCAAAGUCGGGCGCACCCGCCCCCUUUGAAGCUGCCACCCCUGCUCUCAGACCACAGGGCACUGGAGGGAAGUUCACACCAGAGCUUCAGAAAUGACCGCAGCCCCUCCCCCUGCCUGGCACCUGUGCCACCCCGGGAGGGUGCGAGCGCCCCUUCCAGUCCCCUGGGGCCAGAACCGCAGGCUGCUUCUGGGGGCAGGGUCGGUGCCUGGGGCAGGGAAGCAUCCGGGUUCUACUUUGUACGUUGUUUUGCAAGUAUCUGCUUGGUACUUUGAUUUAAAGUAAAAACAUUUUUCGUAA
Messenger RNA from Herpailurus yagouaroundi (jaguarundi), 4045 nucleotides. It is a transcript of the gene GMEB2, whose product is annotated as glucocorticoid modulatory element binding protein 2. Bases 427 to 2040 code for a protein of 537 amino acids. The record is from RefSeq and is a predicted model, not a curated record. Gene Ontology annotation, cellular component: nucleus. Lineage: Eukaryota; Metazoa; Chordata; Mammalia; Carnivora; Felidae. The transcript is spliced from 9 exons. Gene Ontology annotation, molecular function: RNA polymerase II cis-regulatory region sequence-specific DNA binding. Gene Ontology annotation, biological process: regulation of transcription by RNA polymerase II.